UUCCAAGACAUCUGGCUAAGAAAACUAAUAGUCGUAAUAUUUAGUGCGGGUAACCCGUUCUGCCACAGACCAACUUAAGCUGUAAAGCCAGAACACACAGCGCGUCUGUUGCAUAGCGUUAUAGUAUUGGGUGUUGUGUUCAGGAUGUCAGCGAAACUGUAAAGAUACUAAUGCUAAUUCAAGCUAGCUUAGCUUAGCUGCAGUUUACUUUGCGACCGUUAGAGGGAUGUCUACAUCUAUUUCCAUGGCAACCUCAAAGCUGAAGGUAAACAAUAGUUGUUUGCUGUGCAAGACAAAAAGCCCACAGCUAUCAGUUUUGGAUUUCUGACAAUGGAGAGAAUAUGUCUCGAUGAAUCAGCUUUAAAAGCAGUGGAUAAGUACUGCGAGUACAGAAGGAUUGUGGGUGAUGAUGAUGGAGGCAGACUGUUCACCGAAGAGCAGUAUGAGGAGUACAAAAGGACGGUGCUCCCUCUACGCAUGAAUAACAGGCUGUAUGUGAGCUAUGGGGUGCCAGACGGUAUUGACUGCAAACUCAUUGGUCCUGAGACACAGUGUUUCUGUACACAUAGGUACAAGCAACAUAAAACCGACUUUGAAGUGGUUCCACCUGAGCGGCCACUGGCCCUACCAUGCCAGGUCAGGGGAUGUCACUGUCUCGCCUAUGAGUAUGUUCCACGAGUUGGGCCAAACCCAGUCCGUUGCAGGUGUAAACACUCGCCUCAGGAUCACAGUGAAGCUACUGGCCACAUGUGCAAGAAGUGUAGUUCCUGUUCUGGGUUUCAGAGCUCCUACACUUGUGGUUGUGGCCAGCCCAGCUCUGCCCACCAGACCCUGGUUGAGACAAAACCUGAGAGGGAGGCACGGGGUCGUCCUGUGGGCAGGGAUGUCCCGUAUGCUGCCAUGGGGGGGCUGACAGGGUUCAGCUCCCUGUUGGACGGCUACAUCGCACUGGAGACCUGUGGCUCAGAACAAGACAGAGAAGAUGGCUGCCAGCAGAGAAGCACAGCACCAAGGAUUAAGCAAACGUCUACUAAAGCAUCUAGCUUUUAGUAGAGAGAGAGACCAACAAACAUCUGUAAAACUGUUACAUUAAAUACUAGACGAUGAAGAUUCAGCAUAAAUGAAUCACACAUAUCUUCCAAUCUGUAACCUGUAUUCCUGUCUAAAAGUUUAAAACAUU
Messenger RNA from Lates calcarifer (barramundi perch), 1180 nucleotides. It is a transcript of the gene fam221a, whose product is annotated as family with sequence similarity 221 member A. Lineage: Eukaryota; Metazoa; Chordata; Actinopteri; Centropomidae. The record is from RefSeq and is a predicted model, not a curated record.